Messenger RNA from Colius striatus (speckled mousebird), 5066 nucleotides. It is a transcript of the gene ADARB1, whose product is annotated as adenosine deaminase RNA specific B1. Gene Ontology annotation, molecular function: double-stranded RNA adenosine deaminase activity; double-stranded RNA binding; tRNA-specific adenosine deaminase activity. NCBI's taxonomy places the organism in Eukaryota, Metazoa, Chordata, Aves, Coliiformes, Coliidae. Gene Ontology annotation, biological process: adenosine to inosine editing; RNA processing. The record is from RefSeq and is a predicted model, not a curated record. Bases 172 to 2271 code for a protein of 699 amino acids. The transcript has 11 exons. Gene Ontology annotation, cellular component: nucleolus; cytoplasm.
AGCGGGGGCCGCCGCUCGUCUCGGCCGCGGCUGCGGAUGGACGACCGGCGGCGGCGGGGCCCGGGCAGCGGCGCGGCGCCGGAGGAGGUUGCCGAAUCAGCAUGUGUCUCUAAUAGUUAAAAAGACAGAAGCAGUCUCCGCCAGCCAAGAAACCAGCAAAAAUAUUUCACAAUGGAUGUAGACGAUGAAGAAAACAUGAGUUCGAGCAGCACCGAUGUUAAAGAAAACCGCAACGUGGACAAUGUUCCCCCCAAGGACGGCGGUGGGCAAGGCGCCGGGGAGGGGGUGCAGCUCUCCAACGGUGGUGGCAGCAGCAGCAGAAAGCGUCCCUUGGAGGAGGGCAACAAUGGCCACUCCAAAUUUCGCCUGAAGAAGAGGAAGAAAACACCCGGCCCCGUUCUGCCAAAGAAUGCCCUGAUGCAACUUAAUGAGAUUAAACCUGGUUUACAGUACAAACUUCUCUCCCAGACCGGGCCAGUGCAUGCCCCCAUGUUUGUGAUGGCAGUUGAAGUCAACGGGCAGGUAUUUGAGGGGUCUGGCCCGACCAAAAAGAAAGCCAAGCUUCAUGCUGCCGAGAAGGCUCUGCGGUCUUUUGUCCAGUUUCCAAAUGCCUCAGAAGCCCACCUGGCAAUGGGGAGGACUCUGUCGGUCAACACGGACUUUACCUCUGACCAAGCGGACUUCCCCGACACCCUUUUCAAUGGGUUCGAAACGCCAGUCCCUUCCGAUGCUUCUUUUUACCUCGGAUCCAAUGGGGACGGGUCCUUUAGCUCUAGCGGGGACUAUGGUUUGCCUUCGGUGGCCAUAGCCAGCAGCCUCUCCCAGUCACCUCUCCCUGUGCCGUCGCCCUACCCCUCUGCCAGUGGGAAGAACCCCGUCAUGAUCCUCAAUGAGUUGCGGCCGGGGCUGAAGUACGAGUUUCUGUCAGAGAGCGGGGAGAGCCAUGCCAAAAACUUUGUCAUGGCUGUGGCUGUGGAUGGUCAGACUUUUGAAGGCUCGGGAAGGAAUAAAAAGCUGGCAAAAGCUCGGGCGGCCCAGUCAGCCCUGGCAUCCUUGUUUAACAUGCAGCUGGACCAGACCCCAUCUCGACAGCCCAUUCCCAGUGAGGGGCUCCAGUUACACUUGCCACAGGUUUUAGCUGAUGCUGUUGCACGCUUGGUUGUAGAUAAAUUCAGUGACUUGACAGAAAAUUUCACAUCUCCACAUGCACGUAGAAAAGUCCUUGCUGGAAUUGUCAUGACAACAGGUACAGAUGUGAAAGAUGCCCUGGUAAUAAGCGUUUCCACGGGAACAAAAUGCAUCAACGGUGAAUACAUGAGCGAUCGUGGGCUUGCAUUAAACGAUUGCCACGCGGAAAUUAUCUCUCGCCGAUGCCUGCUUAAGUUCCUGUAUACUCAACUUGAGCUUUACCUAAGCAAUAAAGAAGAUCAACAAAAAUCCAUUUUUAUGAAGUCUGAGCGUGGUGGGUUUAAGCUGAAGGAGAAUGUGCAGUUUCAUCUCUACAUCAGCACAUCUCCUUGUGGUGAUGCGAGGAUUUUCUCACCCCAUGAAGCAGCACAAGAGGACCAAGGGGACAGGCAUCCAAACCGCAAAGCCAGAGGACAGCUACGGACAAAAAUAGAAUCUGGGGAAGGGACCAUCCCCGUGCGCUCUACCACCACCAUCCAGACGUGGGAUGGCGUCUUGCAAGGAGAAAGGCUGCUUACCAUGUCCUGCAGCGACAAGAUAGCCAGGUGGAACGUAUUGGGUAUUCAAGGAGCCUUACUUAGCCUCUUUGUGGAGCCAAUUUACUUCUCUAGCAUCAUCUUGGGGAGUUUAUAUCAUGGGGAUCAUCUAUCCAGAGCCGUAUACCAGAGGAUAGCAGAGAUAGAAGAUCUACCACCUCUUUAUACACUCAACAGACCUUUACUUAGUGGUAUUAGCAACGCAGAAGCCCGUCAGCCAGGGAAAGCACCGAACUUCAGCGUGAACUGGACAGUAGGCGACACUGGUCUUGAAGUUAUUAAUGCCACAACGGGCAAAGAUGAAAUGGGCCGUGCGUCUCGCCUCUGUAAGCACGCUUUCUACAGCCGCUGGAUGCGCGUCCAUGCAAAGCUUUCCUCUAGCUUGCGCUCCAAGAUCCUCAAGCCUCACCUGUACCACGAAACCAAGCAAGGAGCCACUGAGUAUCAAGCUGCCAAAGAGUGUUUGUUUAAAGCGUUCUUGAAGGCAGGACUUGGGGCCUGGGUGGAGAAGCCCAUAGAACAGGAUCAGUUUUCCCUCACGGUGUAAUUCACAGACUGCCCAUCACACGGGAGAGGGGGUUGCUCUGGAAAUUCCUGGUGUCCAGCAUUGCUUUCUGGCAUCUCCACCGCCGUCAAAACAUCUUUUUACUGUUUGGAGUUGAGUUGGGUUUUUUUUUCCUUUCCUUUUUUGAAACUUCAUCGUUAACUGUUUCUGUUUCACCUGAGUAUUGAAAAUCGGUGACCAUCCUACACGGAAUUGUAUAUUUUGUAAUGGGAAAGUAAUUUCUGGUGUAUUUCUAGAAAUGCUUUUACUGUAGAAGACCUGCAGUAAGGCUGUCCUUACAGUAUCCAAUGACUCAUUUUUUCUGGGUUAAGAUAUUUUCUUUUUUUAAUUCAAUGUCAUCAAGUGCAUGAGGAAAUGAAAAUUUCUCCAGGUUUUACACCACACUUUCAGGAAGUAGCUUAAUUUUUUAAAACAAAAGCAGGUGGUGAAGCUGAUUCUACACCUCUGUUAACUUGGUUUUGAACUGCAGGUAUUUAUAGUGUGUAGAGCACAGAGCCAGAAUGGAGUCUGGACAGCUAGUUUUUCCCCCACUUCCUUGCUCUUUAAAACCAGCUGCUGAAAAUUUCAUGUCUUUGAUGUAUGUAUUUAUUAGUCUGUGGCCCAGUUUUUAACAUGCAGCUUUUUAUUCUGUUUUUAAAAAUACAUUUACCUCCCAUUUACACACAUUGUGAAGUCUUCAUUUUUUUUAACCAUUGUAAACUGGAAACAGCAAAAAUAGUUAUUUGUAAGUUAAGCAGUUUAGUCUAUAACGUGCAGAAACCUGUUUAGAAGUAGAUAAUUUGUAUAUCCCAAGAACUCAUCAGAAUACAUAGAACUGUAGCUGUAACAGUGACACAACAACUCCAGAAAAACUGCAUUCCUCAUUUUGAGGGCACUUAGCCUGAAUUGCCAAAAUCAGACACUUGCUUGGGUAUUAAUUGCUCUCCUCUUGGAAAUGGAAGGCUCUCGUAGGAACAAAAAGAUGUUAAAACUGCUUUCUGUGACUUCCAUCUGCUUUCACCCAGGCUUUUGUCUCUGAGAUUUCGUUGCCUUUCAGCUUUACAUGUGCGAUGCUCUUCGUGAAGCUGAGUGGGUAAGUUGCUCUCAAACGUGCUUUCAUUUCCUUUGACGAUUGCUUAGAAAGGAGUUUCUCCUAAAGGUGUAGACACUUCUGCUUUAUGUAAAAAUGUACUAUAGAAGGGAAAUAUUGUGAGAUCAGUUUGAUUAACUGGUGUAUAGGAGACAAUUUUAAAAACACUUUUUAGUACAUGACAUUUAGGAGCGGGUAUGGACAAUGUCCAGUAUUGCCCCUCUGCUCAUGCGGCGUUUGCCCAAACACCCCCCUUGGCAUGUGCCCGUCCAGCUCUCACCUGUGCUUUCUGAAGAGCACCUCAGACAUCCCUCCAUGUGCCCUUUGCAAACGAUGAAGGUGGCGCUUGUGACAUGGAAGUUUGUCUGACAAAACCAUACAGGUGCAUCCCUGCUCUGGCUGUUGGCUCCCAUCUCUCCGCUCUGCUUGCUUGUACCAUGUGGGACGUCAGGUCAGCAGGCUGGUCUGUACUUUGAAGCCAUGUCAGGGGUUACUUUUAGACCCACAUUGGGUCAGAGAUGCAGUCUAGAGUUGUGCGGGUGUAUCUGCACGGGUAGCGGAGUGGAGCGUGGUUCCCCUCGGGAGCUGGACUUACCGUAGUUCAGCCCCAGCAUUGCCAGGUGGUUAGCCAGCACUUGGUGUGUUGGAGACUUUGAUGGAAAGCCACUUCUGGCCAAGCAUAGAUGCCAAGGAGAUGUCCUGCUCUUUGUUGCUGAAGUAAGAACUCAUUUCCAAGUUCAAAAAAAAAAAUCAAGCCUGAAAAUCACUUGUGUGUUAGCUGAAGCCUCUGGGUUAGUGUCCUGGAAGCCAUGCGUUGAGGUGCCAGCAACACCUUUUGGCUGGCAUUGUGGAUAAUAGCAGGUGCUGCUCUGGGAAAGUGAGCAAGUCCAGUGAUGCCCUCAGAACAGGCUGAUGCUUCCAGAGAUUGCUGACCAUUCAUAUGCCAUGGGCUGUGUUAGAAGGGCUGUGCUGACUCAGCUUUGCUGGCUACAUAAACCAUCCUGUCUGCUUCUCAGACAAACCCCAGGUGCUGGCACGGCCUCUGCAAGCACAACAUGGCUUUUGCGGUCAGUCUGACUGAGGCUUCAGCUGGGACCUCUUCUAAAACCAGGCAGAGCUUAAUGGCACACGGUCAGAUUUUGCAAGCACCCAGGCAUCUGCCUUUGAGAUCAACCUUGUCUCCAUCUCGUUGCAGACGUUGUGUCUGUGCCUCGUUGCAGACCUCCUGUCUGUGGCUGUAGCUGGAUAUGUGCAUACGUUUCUGCAGGAUUGAGGGGAGGCUGGUUUUCUUGAGAUCGUGACUGCUGUUGGGUGAAAUGCACGUGUUUAGUGACAAAUGAAGUCUGUUGAUAAUUUCCAGCAAGUUAUUUUCACCCAUCUUUCUGAAAUGCUCAUUCAAAAGUUGGUGUCUCUUCAGGUUUUUUUGACGACUAGGAAAGUAUUAGCUCAAGCUAUUUUUUUUACAAAGUCAUAAAUAUGAGCAAUAUAUUUAAGUAGUAUUAUAGACAUAGUUUUUUAAACUGUUUGAAUGAAUGAUUAAACUGUAAAGGAAAUAUGUUCCAUGCCAAACCUUUUGACGAAGGAACAGCGUCAGGUUAUUUAUGAGGAACGAGUUCUCUUGUUUAUCAUUCCGGGAUUUUAAAAAGUUUUCCAGGUUGUAUGCAAUCCAUAUCUGUCUUCUGGGAGUCAAUAAAAUGUUCCUUCCCUU